CUGAACAUUAUUCCACAGAUAUAUAAACCCAAUUUUUCUAGUUUCCAACCGACCUCACAACUUCUGAGGAUGAGGAAGAACUUCCUGACUGUGAGAGCCGUUCAGCAGUGGAACUCUCUGCCCUGGAGUGUGGUGUAGGCUCCUUCUUUGGAAGCUUUUAAACAGAGGCUGGAUGGCCAUCUGUCAGGGGUGAUUUAAAUGCAAUAUUCCUGCUUCUUGGCAGGGGGUUGGACUGGAUGGCCCAUUAGGUCUCUUCCAACUCUUUGAUUCUAUGAUUCUAUGCCUGCCAUAGAUGUGGGUGAAACAUCAGGAGAGAGUGCUUCUGGAACAUGGCCAUACAGCCUGGGAAACUGACAGCAACUGAGACAUCGGUUUGGUUGUUAAGAAACUUUUUUUAGUCUAUUUGGGGCAUUGUAUUGUCGAAUCGCCGAGGCUUUCACUAGAUGGCACUACAGUUGCCGGACGUCUUCGAAGGCCAAGAGGGCGGGCGAUAAAUUAUGAAGGGAAUUUCCCAGAGAAAACAAACAAAUACAACAGUCAUUUCUUUUGCCCCACAUUUGGACUUGUUUAUAACUUUUUCAGCACAGGGACGAGGGGACUUUAAGAAGAGGACUCCGAUUUUCAAGUUGCCCCAUAGCCACCUAGCAGCAGGUACUGUCAUCUGAACAAAGUGUGACCCUGCAAGCGGCAGCCUCCCACAAUGCCGACCAGCGGGAGGACCUUGGAUGAAUUUGCCGUGUCCGAGGAGGCGCAAGAGGUGGUGACACAGCAUCGGCCCCGCAUUGAACAGCUCUUUGGGGUCGAGCUGAAUGUCCUGGGGGUCUUGGGGUUGGACCAGGGCCCUGGCGGGGACCUUCCGGAGGCCAGGAAGAUCUGGUUGCAACUGCAGGGCCAUGGAGACAACCUACAGAGAGCAAAGGAAUACAUCAAAGGCCUUUGUGCUCCGGAGCUGAGUGAGGAGGUUUACUACCCUAAAGACAUGCAGUGCAUCUUUUUGGGCGCCCAGGGAUUAUUCUUGAACUGCCUCACCCAAGGGACUUCUGCUCACAUUACCUUUCUCCGCCCUGGAGUCUUGCUGAUCUCAGGUUUGGCUGAGGCUUUCGUCAUGGCCCAGAGCCGGGUCCAAGAGUUUGUGGGAAAGCACCAGAAGAACCUCAAGCUUCCAGAGGAACAGGAGGCCCAGGUCAAGCGAGCCUUCCGGGAUUUGGUGGAGACCUACGAUGACAAGCAUGCAAUGGACCUCUUGAUCCUGCCCACGUCGGUCAAAGAGGAGCUACUCAACUUGGUGAAGGAGAGUCAGGAAGACAGACAAGGAAGUGAAUGCUGGACAACACCUAGCCUUGACCAAAACUCUUCUCUAGAAUGGGAAACAGUAACUCUGGGUGGUGGCAGGCCACAAUCACCCAAAAGACCUCAGAAUACAUUUGGGUUGCCAAUGGGACUGACAAUAAUCCGAGAAGAGAGCAGAAGUAGAGACUGUAGUGUUGAAUUGCCAGCAGGUUUUGCCAGACUUCAAGAAUCUCCUCCAAAGUCCCAUGAUUUUACCCAACCACAGUGUUCUUCUAGUAGGCAUCGAAGUGCUAGGACUGACCAAGACCAAGCUUUGCCUCAGGCAUCAAGGGUUGACUUUCCCAGGGGCUUUGCUGAGGCUGAAUUGAAUGCGAGGCCUCAGGACUUCCGAUAUGGUAUGAACGGUCUUCAGGGUUGGCAUGAGACAAGUGCUUCAAGGCCAGCGCUUCCUAAGAGUUCCCCCCAACCCAUCCCAGCUGCAAGGACUACUCAUAAAACAUGCACUUUUCCUGGUUAUGCAGGUUUAACUGAGUCUUUGGAGGAUAAACAAGAGGAAGGGAAGAGUUUUCUUUGUGCAAGGGAUUCCAGUCCUGCUAGCUUGCCUGAAGAAACCUCUGAGGAGGAAGUGUCCUCAGACAUCCAGUUGUCAUCGUGGACAGAGAAGGAGUUCAAAAUGAGGCUAAACUUCUUUAAAACCAUGGGCUAUGAGGAGCGGGUGGUUAAGAAGAUUCUUUUGGAGGGCGGUGUGCGGGAAGCGCCUUCCACCAUCUUGGAUAAGGUCCACAUGGCAGAAGCAAGCCAGAGAGAUCUCGUCCUCCCCCAGAUAGAGCCUGGGGGGAAAGAGUUUCCCCCUCCUUCACCUGAAAAGAUGCAGGAUGAAAAUGAGUACAUGAGGGAGAUCAUCAGAACUGCAGUGGCCAACUGUGGUCACUCGCCUAGUGAGAUCUCCACAGAGAUACACACAGGAGCCCCACUCGCGGAUAUACUGAGGCGUCUCCAUGAGAAAGGAGAAGAACAAGAAGGUGCGACGGGAACCUCGGCAAUGAAGACAGAACAUGGUGGGCAGCCUGGUGUCCGGAGGGCAACUGUUUUGAAUCACAAGGAACCCUUGCUGCGGAAACGUGAUAAUAAUACCGAGCAAAACAGUGGGUCCCCAUUCCAUGAGGAGCCCCACGGCUUACCACCGAACCCAGUAGUUGUUGCUUUUUCUCCUGACAUUCCCUCCGCCGGUAAUUUUUUGUCUUCUACAUCAGAUUCUGAGGAGAACCAUUCCUCAGAAAGCACCAGCUUUGGGCUUUCCCACCAUGGCCCAGUGUCUACGGUAACAGGAGCCCAGCGCUUUGAGGAGGCUCUCCAGACGCAGUUCAAGCUCAAGCUGGCCAACACACCCGGGAAGAAGAACCUGCGGAUGAUCAUCAUUGAUGGCAGCAACGUGGCCAUGAUGCACGGUCUCAACCAAUUCUUCUCGUGCCGAGGCAUCGCUUUGGCGGUACAAUAUUUCUGGGACCGGGGGCACCGGGAAGUGACCGUCUUAGUCCCUCAGCACCGGAUGGAAGAAGACUCCAACGUGAGAGAGAAGCACUACUUGGUCGAGUUACACAAGCUGAGCAUCCUCUCUCUCACCCCCUCGCGCAAAAUAGACGGGAAAGGCAUCGUCCCGUACGAUGACAGGUCAGUGAAACCUUUUGCAGACCCAAUGGAGGGUUCCUAUUUCGACAUCUCAAAUAGCAUUUCUCUCCACCUUUUUGCACAGGCUCAUCUUGACGUCUCUGUUUCUGUCUCACCCAGCCUACUGCAGUACAUUUUCGUGGGGAACAUCUUCAUGGUUCCUGAUGACCCCUUAGGAAGAGAAGGACCCACCUUAAUAGAAUUCUUGAAGAAAAAUCCCAGCAAGACCAAGACUCCAAGUUGCCAUUCCUUCAGUGGCCGGCCGGCCCCCCCACCCCUCCCCAUACGUCCCACAUCGCAGACGGAGGUCCUUCAUUUACGAGACAGGAAACCACCUGGGGUUUUGCUUGGAGACCGAAGGCGGGAUCCUCAAGAUACCUCCACUGAGAAGGAGGCGCUUCGGCCUGAUGUAGAAACAGAAAGGCUCAGGAGAGACCUUCUGGAGAUCUUUGUGGACCAAGACAGGAAAGUUGAUUUUGUACUCAUGAGGGAUCCUUGCUGUCGAGACCUGAACAAGCUUUCAGAGGCACUUCUCAGCCUCACAUUCUGAGCAACUGAACAUUGUUCCACUCCAAAAACAUGGAAGGAGUACAUUAAGAUAUUUGCAUCCAAGAUAAUUUUGGAACACCAGGACUCUUGGAGUGACUUCUUUGGGGUACCGCGCUUUGAGGAGAGGGGCAGAAGAAACUGGCUGCUUAUGGUGUGGUAGAUAUUUAGCACCACUCAGUGCCUUUGACAACCAAAUCAGACAUUCCUUGGACAAUGGAUUGUGUCCCAUUUACCAGUCGAGUAGCAAAAGCUCCGUUCUAGAAAGAGGCGAUCUUAAAAGUGGCAUUGAAAUAACUCAGGUUUUGUUGUUGUUUAUUCGUUCAGUUGCUUCCGACUCUUUUUGACUUCAUGGACCAGCCCACGCCGGAACUCCGUCGGCCGUGGCCACCCCCAGCUCCUUCAAAGUCAAGCCAGUCACUUGAAGGAUACCAUCCAUCCAUCUUGCCUUCGUCGGCCCCUCUCCCUUUUUCCUUCCAUUUUCCCCAGUAUCAUUAUCUUCUCUAAUCUUUCCUGUCUCCUCAUGAUGUGGCCAAAGUACUUCAUCUUUGCCUCUAAUAUAUUUCCCUCCAAUGAACAGUCGGGUUUUAUUUCCUGAAGUAUGGACUGGUUGGAUCUUCUCGCAGUCCAAGGCACUCUCAGAACUUUCCUCCAACACCACAGUUCAAAAGCAUCCAUCUUCCUUCGCUCAGCCUUCCCUAUGGUCCAGCUCUCACAUCCUUAGGUUACUACGAGGAAUACCAUUGCUUUAACCAUGUUGGUCUUCGUUGCCAGUGUGAUGUCUCUACUCUUAACUCAAAUUACUGCAUGCAAUAAAGCCCAUUUACAAUAGAGUCUUGCUUAUCCGACAUCAGAACGUCGGAUAAACAAAAAUGUCGGAUAAUAGGGUGUCUCCUACUUUUACCUGUCCGAUGUGGUGCUAGACACCCAGAUUACUAACAACAGGGACUCAAAAAGUUAAAGCAAGACAAUGCCCCAGGGCUAGAGUGCCCCAAUAGGAAGUGCUCAGAUGUGGAAGAGGAGCAUGGGCAAGGAAAGUCAGAUGACCACAUUUUUGGUGGUACCUGGAGUGGUUUUCUUAAGGCCUCCUUGACUUGCCUUUUUCACUUACUGGGAAUGGGUUAGGGUGCACUCCUUUAAUUGAAGGGGAAAUGCUGGAGGAAAAGGGGAGCGUCGGAUAAGACGGAAUGUCAGAUAAGCGAAGGUCGGAUAAACGAGAUUCUACUGUACGUGCAGCCAAAGGUAUGCGAGAGCAAUAACCUCCUGGUGGGAAAUUUCCCUUUGUAGAGAUGUCUCUACUUAAUGGACAUUCAGUCUUAAUUUCCAUGAUCCUCUCCUGCUCCAGAGAAAUUCUGGGAAUGGUUUUGUAAGAGGAAUUUGCAGAAGGGUUCUCGGUAUCUACAAAAUAAUGUGUGUUAUAAAGUCCUAUAAACUGGAGCCCAAACUAAUUUAGAGUAGGCAAAGCUCAGAUGUAGCCUCUUUUUGAAUCUAGUCCAUGCAUGGUCAAACUUGGACCUUCCAGAUGUUUUGGACUUCAACUCCCACCAUUCCUAACAGCCUCAGGCCCUUUCCUUUUCCCCCUCAGCCGCUUAAGCGGCUGAGGGGGAAAAGGAAGGGGCCUGAGGCUGUUAGGAAUGGUGGGAGUUGAAGUCCAAAACAUCUGGAGGGCCCAAGUUGGCCCAUGCCUUGAAUCAGGGAAGAAAUCACAUACAGGACAGAUGAAGGCUAUACGAUGGUCAACGACGAUAAGCAAAAGCCAUUUCAGUUCUAUUUCUGGUUCCCCCAGAGACCAUUGGUUGACUUAUGCUUAUAUUUUAAAAGAAUUGUUUGGAUGUCA
Messenger RNA from Anolis sagrei ordinatus, 5341 nucleotides. The record is from RefSeq and is a predicted model, not a curated record. NCBI's taxonomy places the organism in Eukaryota, Metazoa, Chordata, Lepidosauria, Squamata, Anolidae.